Brachypodium distachyon (stiff brome) is the source of this 1780-nucleotide messenger RNA. RefSeq lists its product as uncharacterized. Bases 192 to 1346 code for a protein of 384 amino acids. Gene Ontology annotation, molecular function: antiporter activity; UDP-xylose transmembrane transporter activity. Lineage: Eukaryota; Viridiplantae; Streptophyta; Magnoliopsida; Poales; Poaceae. Gene Ontology annotation, cellular component: Golgi apparatus. The record is from RefSeq and is a predicted model, not a curated record. The transcript has 7 exons.
AGGUUCCAGCCACAUCUGACAUCGAGUCUCCUCAACUCGCUACCGGCUCCCCACCUUUGCCCUCGCCAGUCGCCACCUGCUGCUGCUGUUCCCAGCCCAGUUCUGCGCCGCGCUCCUCCCGAGGCGCCGGCGGUGGGCGAGUCUGGGCCGCCGGUGGUGGGUGCCUGCUACUGGCUGAUGCGGCCGUGGGAAUGGGAGUGUGGGAGUACAUCCUGCGCGGCGGCGGUCGGCGCUUCAUCAAGCGCAAGGACAGCGACGCCGGCGAGGCUGGUCGGGCAUUGGAGGAGCUGAGGGGCUCCCUCUACAAUGAGUUUCAUACUUCGGAAGGGGCCAAACGCCAGCAGCAGAGGUUUUGUGGCCCCAGUGUUGCACUGACAUUCAAUUUCGUCGUUUCUGUUGGGAUCAUCUUGGCAAAUAAAAUGGUGAUGGGUACCGUUGGGUUUAAUUUUCCAGUUGCACUGUCUCUAAUUCAUUAUGUAGCUGCCUGGGUCCUUAUGGCUAUCCUAAGGGCAUUAUACUUGAUGCCCAUUGCUCCUCCUUCAAAAUCCACUCCUUUCUCCUCAUUAUUCGCUUUGGGUGCUGUGAUGUCUUUUUCCACUGGGCUUGCUAAUGUGAGCUUAAAGCAUAAUAGUGUAGGGUUUUAUCAAAUGUCUAAGAUAGCUGUAACUCCAACAAUUGUUGCAGCAGAAUUUAUUCUUCUCCAGAGAAGUGUUUCCCUUCGGAAGGUUAUCACGCUAGUUCUAGUGUCAUUUGGUGUGGCUGUAGCAACCGUUACUGAUUUGGAGUUCAACUUUUUUGGUGCUUGUGUAGCAGUAGCUUGGAUCAUUCCUAGUGCUGUAAACAAAAUCUUGUGGUCAAAUUUACAACAGAGUGGAAACUGGACUGCUCUUGCGUUGAUGUGGAAGACAACCCCAAUUACGAUGUUUUUCUUUCUUAUACUGAUGCCUUUGAUGGAUCCUCCUGGGUUAUUGUCUUUCAACUGGAAUUUCAAGAACAGCAGUGCAAUUAUGAUAUCUGCGUUGCUUGGUUUUCUUCUUCAGUGGUCCGGUGCUUUGGCACUUGGUGCAACCUCGGCUGUAUCUCAUGUCGUGCUAGGCCAGUUCAAGACAAUUGUUAUAAUGCUCUCCAGCUUUCUGGUAUUUAACUCUGAUCCUGGAUUCACCAGUAUCUGUGGAGCUGUCAUUGCCCUCGGUGGCAUGUCAAUCUACACUUACCUAGGGCUAAAGGACUCAACAACUGGUGGUAAGAGAAUUCCUUCAGCAUCCAGGCAAAGUUCUCAUUCCCCGAAGUCCAAGAUUAUUAUGGAAGGAGAAAAGUUGGAAGCAAGACUUAUGGACUCUGUCUAAAUUAAAGAUUUGCCAUUUUGAUUACACCUUUUUGAGUUUCAUGCACCAACCACUCAACUCAAGCUUAACAUUUUGAGGAAAGCUAGACAAUCUAUAUGCAAGUAGUAUUCUUAUGGGCCUUUCCUUUUGUUUCUAGAACGCUACUCAGUAUCAUUCUGUUCUAGGAAAAUUUAGUCAACUGCUGUGCACCAUUGACCAAAUCUAUUGUACAUAGAAACAGGUAUCAUUUUCUAGUUUUAGAAAUUUUGGUCAACAAUAGUACUCUUUUGCUGUGCCAGUUGCCUUGUGGCUUUUUGCGAUUUCAGAAACUGGACAAUAUGCUGCUGAGCGCUGAUGAUGGCCUCUAGUUGAAUUUACUCUAGGUUGCACACUAAAUUGUUGUUCUUACAUAUAUGGCAGCAGCUGUUCUUGUGUACUUCGGUUUAUACAUAAAA